GCAAAGCUAGGGGUUGACGGGAAUCUUCAAUGAAAAUUUUUCAUCUUUUAAAAUUUUAAAUUAAUAAAAUAAAAAUAAUUGCAUUUCUGUGAUCUUAGUUCUGUUUCUUAAACUACCGGUAGAGAAACAGAGACAGAUAAAACGAAGAAAGGAAUCUAUCCUUACUCCCGGAUCUCAGUCUUACAGUUUCAUCCAAAGUAGUGAGAAUCAAGGGAAGCGAGAGAAAGAUGAGUGGAACGGGGAAGGUGGUAUGUGUAACAGGAGCAUCAGGUUACAUCGCUUCAUGGCUCGUUAAGUUUUUACUCCAACGUGGUUACACUGUCAAAGCCACUGUUCGUGACCCAAGUGAUCGAAAAAAAUCGGAACACUUACUUGCGCUUGAUGGAGCAAAGGAAAGGCUCCGUUUGUUCAAGGCACAGCUGCUGGAUGAGGGAGCUUUUGAUUCUGUAGUUGAUGGAUGCGUAGGAGUUUUCCACACAGCAUCUCCUUUUUAUCACAAUAUCAAGGAUCCUCAGGCUGAAAUGCUUGACCCAGCUGUGAAGGGAACACUUAAUGUUCUUAGGUCAUGUGCUAAGGUCCCAUCUAUCAAACGGGUGGUUAUAACAUCCUCAAUUGCAGCUACUGUGUAUAAUGGAAGGCCUCUUGGUCCUGAUGUUGUAGUUGAUGAGACUUGGUUCUCAGAUCCUGCUUUUUGUGAGAAAUCAAAGCUAUGGUAUAUGCUUUCUAAGACGUUAGCUGAGGAGGCUGCUUGGAAGUUUGCAAAAGAGAAUGGCAUUGACAUGGUGACAAUUAACCCAGGGUUGGUGAUUGGACCUCUCUUACAGCCGACUGUCAAUACAAGCGUGGAGCCAAUUUUGAAACUUAUUAAUGGGGCCAAAACAUUUCCAAAUGCAACUUUUAGACUAAUAGAUGUUAGAGAUGUUGCCAAUGCACAUGUGCUAUCAUUUGAGAAUUCUUCAGCUUGUGGUAGAUAUCUUUUAGUUGAGAGCGCUGUGCACUGUUCAGAAGUUGUACUGGCCUUACGCAAGCUUUACCCUGCCCUUAGCCUCCCUGAAAACUGUGCCGAUGAAAAGCUAAGCACGCCAAUCUUUCAAGUGUCCAAAGAGAGAGCGAAAAGUUUAGGUGUUAACUUUACCCUUCUGGAGGUGAGUCUAAAGGAUACGGUUGAAAGCUUGAAGGAGAAGAACAUCUUCAGUGGUUGAAUCAUGGUGAGUGUUAGCUAAGUCUGGUAACCGGAGAUUUCCUUUUAGGCAUUCGUUCAUUCUGAAUGUCAUAUGUUCUGCGUUAGCUGCUGUGGUAAACUUGUUCCAUUCUGUGAAACUUAAUAAGCUUUUGGAACUUGAAGAUAUUACAUUAGCAUAUUCGAGAAACUUAAAAAAGAAAAAGAAAAAAAAGCGACGUUGCGUGGUUUGAUA
This is a messenger RNA of Gossypium raimondii (Peruvian cotton), 1415 nucleotides long. RefSeq names its product phenylacetaldehyde reductase. The record is from RefSeq and is a predicted model, not a curated record. The coding region runs from base 228 to 1202 and encodes 324 amino acids. NCBI's taxonomy places the organism in Eukaryota, Viridiplantae, Streptophyta, Magnoliopsida, Malvales, Malvaceae. Gene Ontology annotation, molecular function: oxidoreductase activity, acting on the CH-OH group of donors, NAD or NADP as acceptor. The transcript is spliced from 6 exons.